Molecule: messenger RNA, 3300 nt
Organism: Magallana angulata
Lineage: Eukaryota; Metazoa; Mollusca; Bivalvia; Ostreida; Ostreidae
Product: carbohydrate sulfotransferase 1-like
Exons: 4
Coding region: 849-1925 (358 amino acids)
Biological process (GO): sulfur compound metabolic process; N-acetylglucosamine metabolic process
Molecular function (GO): N-acetylglucosamine 6-O-sulfotransferase activity
Source: RefSeq, a predicted model, not a curated record
UCAGAUGUGUUUAUUUCUAUUUUGAACUGUUAAACCUUUGUUAAGAGUGGCAUUUAUGAGUCCAACAAAUAUUCCGAAGAUAUUUUCAACAUUAUUAUAAUGUGGAUACUUUAAAGACGAAAAUAUAUACGCGUUUGUAUAAAAGAACAGUUUGACAUACAAGAAUUAAAAUAUCAACAUUCCAUACACAUUCACUUAUUAAUGUAUCAAAGUCUCGGCGAAGCGUUAGUUUGAGUUCAUUAAUUCAGUGAAACAGAAAAUUCCGAAAGACAUCUCUCUCUUUUGCGUCUUGGAUAUCAUACCUGUAAAAAAAAUUAUCUUUGGAUAGCAGGCAAAUGAAACAUGUACUAGAAUGAUUUCAAUUUGUAGCUACUUAGACAAUUGUGUUUCGCUUAAAUCAGCCAGACCUUUGUUAAUAUUUCCAACCGUGUGGAUUUUUAAAAAGAUGGGAAUCACGUACAACCUACUUAGUGUAACACAGUGACAUUUGCAAAACGACCAAAAUAUAUUUUGAAUCAAGUGUGGUUCAUUCUAAUAGUAAAAUUUUGUGAUGGGAUACUCCAUCUUAAUGUGUAUUUAAAAACCUACCCUAAAACAUCUUCUGCCCCUCUUUUGUUCACUGUCAUAAUCAGAUGACAAUACGUAGUUUGUAAAGCAAUAGAGACUGCCUCUGCAGUGGGAUACAUUUGUGACGUCACACAGCUGAUAACGGCGGAAACAGCCGAGCGAAAGGUUACUCUCGGUAAGGUUUGGCAUCUUUUGAAAUUAAUUCCAGCUGAACUACAAAUCCUGCAGACUUGGUUUUUUCGAGACUGUGAUUAAAAUGAUCAGGAAAGGGACCAAUCAAUAUGAUAAAUAACCUAAGUAUGCAGAGUCUAUUCUGCCUAUCGGAUCCCAAACCAAUUCACCUUACAGACCACUAUUACAUCACAGAAAAUACCCGGAUGCGGCUGGUGCUAGCCUAUAUGAGAGGGGGGUCCACUCUCACGGCGGACAUUGUGCGGCACACAGAGGCUGAUUUCUAUCAGUUUGAGCCCCUCCAUGGCAUUACGAUCGCCGUGAAGGAAAACAGACCCGUGCAGUUUCUCAAUGGAACGAUUAGAAAUAUCACAAAAGAGGAGCUGGAAUCGGUUUAUACGGAAAUGAUUUACCACUGGUUCACAUGCAACUUCAAAAAUAUUGAUCUUCCUGGACUCACCGAUUCUUUUAUUAAGAUCUUCACACCUGAACAUGGGAAAUAUUACUCGUGUAUCAAUCCAGUCAAAACCACAAAAAGCAAACUAGACCUCGUAAAGCAAUGCAUUCCAAUAUUACACCUCAAAUGUCUCGAGUCGAAAACUCGGACGUUGAAAACAAUUCGAUUGACGGUGUCUAUGGCGGGAAAACUUUUAAAAUGGCUACCUAGGCUUCAAGUUCUUCAUUUGAUACGAGAUCCUCGUGGGAUAAUAAAUUCGCAGUUCGAGCAGGAGAUAACGGAGGGUAAAAAUGUAUCAAUUGCUUCAAAAGACUUAUGUCAAACCAUGUCUACAAAUUUAAAUUCAUAUAAAGAACUAGAACAGUGCCAUGGAAGUAGAAUGCUAGGGGUGGUGUAUGAAAAUUUGUGCCAGAAUCCUUUUAUUGUUGUGCCAAAGAUAUUUAAAUUUUUUCAUAGCAAUUAUUCAACGCGUGUUAGAGACUUUGUGAAAAAGUUAAUGCAAGGACCCGUUAAGGCCUGUGACUACUGUACAGACAGGGGAAAAGCCCUCGCCAAUGCUUAUCGUUGGAUAUCAAUUAUCCACAAAAAUGUUUUGAAAAUCGUCGAUAAACAUUGCUCUUUUCUUUACUCGAAUCUGGGAUAUAAACAAUUGGACUACAACAAACUGAAUGUAACGAAAACAUCAUGGAAAUCCCUAACAAGUUCUUCCAUAGGAUACCGGUAUUCGUGAUACAGUGUUCAAUAUUUUAUUCCACAUAUUGUAAAGUCAUAAUGUAUGCCCCGUGUAAUGGCUCACAUGUUGCCUAGUAACUGCUUGUGCCUUGGUUUGUCAGUGAACCAAUAAUUUUAAAACUGGAUAAGAAGAAAAGAACCGUAAUCAGUUGCAAAGACAUGCUAUUUCAACGAUUACCGUUUUGUAUCAUAUACGUUUGAUUUCAAUGAUGUUAAGAGAUUAUGUACUUCAAACCAUGACAAGAAGAUGCCUCUUGUUGAUUUUUCAGUCUGACCUAGUGAUUUACUUCGUUGUUGCACUGAAAUACAUGUAGCAAGAACUUACAUUUAUUCGUCAAAGUGUUAUUGUUAUGGUCAACAGAACCCAGAGCCGACCGAUGCUAUACCGAAGUGGUCUUUAGCUCUGUAGCCACCCCAGUAAUUCUUAAAUUUAUACGAUAGACACCAGUGAAAAUACCUCCUUAUUUUAGUAGAAAGUGCUUUGAUUUUCUUAAAUAAUUUAUUUUAGGGUAUGUCAUAAAGUCAUCGCCUCAUGAUUUAAGAAAAGUUAUUUGACAUUAGUUCAUAAAAUCGUCUAACAAAGUCACCUUCAUCUCAUUCAUUGACCACGUUACCUCUGAGUUGGCUGUUAGUUGUCAAUAUUGGUUUUUACUUGAUACUCAUUUCAUAUCGUCUUUUAUUUACCAGUUGAGUAUAUUUUGCCGUUCCACGGGUUUUCUAUGUUAUUUUAUGCGCACUAUGUUAAAUUGAUCACUCUUGUUGAAAUAGUUCAUGUUCAGAACCUUGUUAGUUUUUCAUCCCGAUGCCUUUUUCUAUUAGUACAAAAAUAAAUGUUUAACUCGUCUGAUACGUUAUAAAGUACUAAAGUAUGAUAUGGUAGCGUUAUAGUUAUCAGUGCUUUCAAAAUCUUGGCGGAGUAAUGCUAUAUUGACUAUACUUCCGUCGGUGCCCAUGUUUUUCCUCUAGCCUCAGGUUAAUUAUAUUUUUAUGACGUCACAUUUGUAGAUUGUCAUUUUAUUUUAGUGAUCUCAUUUUUGUGCAUAAGAUAGAUUUAUUCUUAAAGAAAUUCAAUGCCUUUUUGAUAAUGUUGGCAGUCUAAAAUCAACAUUGUUACUGUGUUUUAUAUUCAGAAGCUUUAUUGUCAACAUCAUGUGCUGGUACAGGGAAUUUUUUAAUUUUUAAUUCAAUGAUGCAAGUUUAAAAAAAAAAUACCGCCUCCAACAAAUUUUUGACACUUUUCCAAUAAAAAGCUUACGAAGCGAAGUGUUCAUUAUAAUUGAUUUUAUAAUAUUUCAUUGUUUGGUUAGUUUUUGAUAUGAAUCUGUCGUUUUAUGUUUUAUACAACGUUGAAUAAAGUUUUCGAACAGCAUGAA